Messenger RNA from Penicillium paradoxum, 2925 nucleotides. RefSeq lists its product as uncharacterized. NCBI's taxonomy places the organism in Eukaryota, Fungi, Ascomycota, Eurotiomycetes, Eurotiales, Aspergillaceae. The record is from RefSeq and is a predicted model, not a curated record. The coding region runs from base 1 to 2925 and encodes 974 amino acids. The transcript is spliced from 3 exons. Gene Ontology annotation, cellular component: DNA replication preinitiation complex. Gene Ontology annotation, biological process: DNA replication initiation.
AUGGCCUCGCGUAUAGUCCCUACUAUCCUGGAUCCGCUCAGUUCAUCCGCGCUGAACAAACUCAACGAGCCGACCCCUCCACCCACAAAGAAGCGCAAGAGAAGCGACGCAGAGGAAUUGAAUCAUGCUGCUGGACAGCUCUCUACGACCUCUAUUGUUAUUAGAGCCCACGCAGCAUCUUUAUCUGAUGAACCCUUAAACCUCCAACCAAUUACAGCCAUUCCCCGCUCUAGACUGCCCAUCUCAUGGCUUGACAACACACCUGCCUCUCGAUCCGACGAGCAACCGGGUGGCCUGUUCACCGCGGACAUCCCUACGCUAGAAAUUGACCUGCGCGCAAAAGCCGAACCUACCGUCCUUGCCGUGCGCCUGGUGGCUAACGGUAGCCUUUACAUUGUCGAAAGAGUGAAGAGGGGUUUAUACUCACUCUCGAAGCUCGCGCGAUGGGUGCACGAGGGCAACCUCAUUGUUGCGGUCAAAGGGUGGCAUGGGACCGACGUGGUGGAGGCGGAUGCCAUGGCUGUCAAUGAUACCUGUACUUUGUCUAAUGGAUCUGACUGGUGGCAGACUGCUCAGAUCGAUGAACCUGUCUCGGAUGUCAAGGUGGCCGAAAAGUCUGCUGGGCUAGAUAUUGCGGUUGUUUUUGGUCCCUCUGAGACGGAGCUUGCCAAUACCGACGCAUCCUUUGUCGGUGUAAUAGAGCAUCGAAGCCUUUCACUUGCCCCAUCAAGAAGCUUUGAUGCCGCCGAGGCGGGUUCAUUCUCGCUCACUGACUCUCAGAGCUUGGGGCAUGUCGUUGAGCCUAUGAAUGUCGAUGGCGUUGAAUCAAAUGUAGGGGAUGUUCAACAGUCUCCCGAAGAGCUACUCGAUGGGAUGCGAGAUCAUUAUUUGCAAGCUCUCUACGUUUCGAAGACUUCUGUGGCGUACUUUGCGAAAGGCCCACUUACACGCUGCCGGUCUGCUUUCCAGGCCCGCGGCGCGGAGCAGUCUCAGGGCCCGGCAGAUUUGAUUGAAUUUUAUCGCGAGGCUAUUCUCGCUGCAAAGAAAAUGGAUGUCAAAUACAGAGAAACAUUGCCAUCGACAGUCCGUGACGCAGCGCUCGCUAUCUCUGAUGACGGUACUAAGCCCCAAAAACGGAAGAGUAAGAAAAAGAAGAUGGGCAAGAAUGGACUUUAUCCAGAGGAGGAAGGUUUCAUUCACAGGUGGUGGAAGGAUAGAAUCCUGAAUGAGUCUUUAGCACAAGAAAUGUCGCGCGAAACAGAGUCCAAGAAACAGAUUUCGGAGCUUCGGCUGCGCGAGACACAACUGCAGAUACUCUUAAUUUUGGAGGUCAUGGUAUUGGAGAUGAUUAUUGCUGCGGCAGGGAAGAACAGCGCCGACAAAGAGAAAGACCUGAACGGAGAGGUAGAUGCGCCAAAGAAAUCCAAGACCAAAAAGCCCACAGAUCUGAACGUGGUUCUCGACCUCCAUCUUGAUCGAAUGUGCAUUUGGCACGCUGUCUCGAUGGAAGAAACAUCUGCUGCUACUACAGCAAAGGCUUCCUCAUUCAGUAGCAGCCACCUUUCGGGCAAGAAAGUCGAGAGCGAUGCGGUGCGUGACUUUUGCACAGAAGUCAUCAUUCCAUUCUAUGCCGCACGCCUCCCGGACAAGUGCAAGUUGAUCACUCGCAAAUUUGGCGUAUCUAGCGGUAUCUCCCCAGCUGCCAAAAAGACACAACCUCUGAGAUCACACCGUGUGGAACCCGGAGCGGAAAUCAAGCGACAACAGCCUGCACCGAAGCCCCGACGGACAUUGCAGCGAGUGCUCACGGACGAUAAAGCCGCAAUGUCCCAGGCUCGGCACCCGGGAUUGAGUCGAUCCAACACGGCACCAACCCAACACAAUGGAAAGCGUAGCCUUGAUCCUUUGUUACCCACUGUGCUCAGCGGCAGUGUUCGUGGUGGCAUACAGAAAGCGAAACGUACAGAAAACCGCGAGGUGGAUCUGAAUGCCAUAGCGCGACAGCAUGAGGCCAAAUUACGCAAAGUCCAAAUGCUGGCAGAUCAGAAGAAAGAACUGGAUGCUGCUAUUCAAGCGCUCCGUAAACCAAACAGAGAACUUGUUUCUAAGGAUCUGGCUGACGAUGCAUCGAAACGAGUUACAAACGGUGGGGGCAGUUCAAGGAAAUCGCGCAACCCUGUACGAAACCCGUUCGGCGAAGGUGUACAGGUCAUGGCGACUCCUCGAGGCAACCGAAAGAAGGACGUGGUGGUUGGGUUACCGUCGCAGUCUCGCAGUCUCGCCCCAUCCCGGUCAUUUGCUGGUGUUGAAAACUCACCUUUCGGCGAAUCCCCUGUUAUGAUCCCAUCCUCGAGUCGACGAGCAAUCUCAUUCUCUGGCGCCGACUCCGACCCUUUCAAUUCUCAUGACAUCUCUCACGAGGGACGAGACCGAGCCAUUCAAGAAACUCCAACUAGACCGUCCUCUAAACUUUUCCAGAGUGAUACUAUAGCUGCCCGUCGGCCAUCGUCCUCUACGGGCAAAGGGCUCUUCAGAGUGCCCAACCUCCCAACCCCUCGGUCAUCCACGCAAUCAAUGGUCCCAGGCUCCCCCAUCCAUUCACGCCCCAGCACUGUCUCCUCAUUCACAGAGAACUUGUCGGCAUCAUCUCGACGACUCAGCCAGUCCCUCAACCACGCCCGCGCCUCGGCAAUCAUGGAGACCCCACCCAAGAAAAGCGCAUUGCACAGCAUAUCUACACCCACGGCUGUGCCUUUUUCUCUGUCUCUUGAUGCCAUGGUCAUGGAUCAUUCUCGCGCUCAGUCUCCACCGGUCGUCAUGGGCACCCCGGUCAAAAGUGCCACGACUGUGCCAGUCACUCCCGAAAAAUCGCAGUCCAAGUCGAUAUACGAGCAACUGGGCUGGGAUGAUGAGAUGGAAUUCUAA